Molecule: messenger RNA, 1590 nt
Organism: Meyerozyma guilliermondii ATCC 6260
Lineage: Eukaryota; Fungi; Ascomycota; Pichiomycetes; Serinales; Debaryomycetaceae
Gene: ERO1
Product: ER oxidoreductin
Exons: 1
Coding region: 1-1590 (529 amino acids)
Biological process (GO): protein folding in endoplasmic reticulum
Cellular component (GO): endoplasmic reticulum membrane; endoplasmic reticulum
Molecular function (GO): thiol oxidase activity; protein-disulfide reductase activity; FAD binding
Source: RefSeq, a predicted model, not a curated record
AUGUUAAGGUCUGUUAUCCUCCUAAGUUUCUUUUGGCUUUCGGUGUUUGCCACCUUCAGUCCACUCGGAACUCCCGAAUUUUGCUCCCAAAACAUCACCCUGUCAUGUAAUACCACAUUAUCCUACAUCAGCAGCCUCAACCAGGCAGUACGGCCUCUUGUCUUGAGUCUUACCAAGAUGCCUUACUUCCGGUACUUCAAACUCGACCUCGACAAACAGUGCCGGUUCUGGGAUGCCCAGCACUUCUGUGUCACGGAAAACUGUGCUGUGGAGGUUCUUCCCGAGUUUAAUUGGACAGAUGUGUCCAGCGAACACCAACCGCUGAAACUCGGCCAGAUCAACCGUCCUAGUGCCACGGGUGCUUCCGACGAUAACUCGGAAACUUGUGAAGAUUUGGACUAUUGCCACAUAGACGACGACCACCACUGUGUGUUUGUCGACUUGGUGGAAAAUCCUGAGCGUUUUACAGGUUACGGAGGUGCCCAGGCUCAUGAUGUCUGGCAUGCUAUCUAUGCCGAAAAUUGCUUCCCCAACACCAACCCGAUGUCGAUGACAGAAAACGGGUCGCCCGAGCUGUGUGUGGAAAAAAACCUAUUCUACAGAAUGAUUUCGGGAAUGCACUCGUCCAUCUCGGUGCAUUUGUCGAACGAGUACUUGCUGCCUUCUGGUGACUUCUAUCCGGACUUGUCGGUGUUCAUGGAAAGAGUGGGCUCGUUCAACGAUCGUUUGUCGAACGUUUUUUUCAACUAUGCUCUUGUCAGUCAGCUGAUUGUGCGGUUGGCGGAAAUGAUCCCCAUCGCAAAGUUGGCGUCGGACGAGUCGGAGCAACUGCUUCUCGCCAACAAAGACGCCGCUAUCCGCGAUGAGUACUCGCUGUUGGUGUCGCAAGUUGUCUCCAAAUUGGGAGAGAAUGAACUUUUCGACACAUCCUCGUUGUUUAAAAACGUCCCUACUCUCAAAGAAGAGUUCCGUGCCAGGUUCAAAAAUGUCAGUGCCAUUAUGGACUGUGUGGGAUGUGACCGGUGCCGCAUGUGGGGUAAGUUACAGACCAUUGGCUACGGUACCGCCAUGAAGAUCUUGUUCGAGAACGAUAACCAAGCUCAGCUUAAAUUCAGAAGAAUUGAAUUGGUGGCUUUGUUCAAUACAUUUGAGCGUCUAUCCAAGUCCAUAGACGCCAUUGACAAGUUCAAACAAAUGUACUUGGAUCACUUGGAAGACGUUCGCAAGGGUAAAACCCAACCAGGUAAUUACGAGACCCCUGGAAGUAAGAAGUUUGACUUCCCAUUCUUCUCGACACCGAACAUUCCUGCGGCACCGGCACCAGAAGUGAAGAGAGCAGCGCCUCAAAAACCCAAAAUUGUGAAGCCCACUCCCAAAAAGAAGAGGACAUUCAAAGAAGAGUGUAAGGCUUCUUUCGACGAGGUGAUGGACGCUUUGAAGUUUGUGCUUAGUAGCUACUACAAACUUCCUAUUUUGCUUUACCAGUAUGCGGUGGUGAUAGCCGCCAAGGCGUGGAAGAUUUUCAUUGGAGUGGACCCCGAGUGGGACUACUACACGCAAUCGCCAUUGUUUGUGGAUUACGGUACAUGA